This is a messenger RNA of Bombina bombina (fire-bellied toad), 5441 nucleotides long. RefSeq names its product tubulin gamma complex associated protein 6 (gene TUBGCP6). The coding region runs from base 166 to 5283 and encodes 1705 amino acids. The transcript is spliced from 26 exons. Gene Ontology annotation, cellular component: equatorial microtubule organizing center; spindle pole; gamma-tubulin complex. The record is from RefSeq and is a predicted model, not a curated record. Gene Ontology annotation, molecular function: gamma-tubulin binding; microtubule minus-end binding. Gene Ontology annotation, biological process: spindle assembly; mitotic cell cycle; microtubule nucleation. Lineage: Eukaryota; Metazoa; Chordata; Amphibia; Anura; Bombinatoridae.
GGAAGAACAACAUCCGGAAUAAUAAUUGCCGGGGUAACGUGAUCACUGGAUAAUCUGCAAAAUGGACUGCUGGUUUGAACGGACCUGUUAGCAAAUGAUUGAUCAGCUUUACCAGAUGAAGUACAUUAACUCUCAAUAUAAGUGAAUUUUGAUCCAUACAUCAACAUGGUUAGCAUUACUCAGCUCUUUGGUGACUUGUGUGAAUCUCACAUGGUGGGUUAUCCAUGGAAGUCGGGACUGGGCAACAGAAACCCAAGUAAGAACAGAACCAAACAAUGCCUCCGGAGGUUAGCGUAUGAUACCCUGUUUGUUCACCUGUUUCAAGAGGAGGUACGUAGACAGCAACCAAAUGCAGCAAAGUUACCCGUAAAGAACAAAAUGCUAAUGUUGUCUUUUAACUUACGUAUGGGUGGCAUGAGCCUAGAAGCUGAACGUUUGGAGGAGCUAGUGGAACAUCUGGAAACAGCCAACAAAGUCUCAGAUGUUUAUGCUGUCCUUGAACUCCUGAUAGAACUUGCAGGCACUGGUCCGCCUCAGGUCCUUCCCCCAAAACGGGAUUAUUUUCAAAACAACAAAUAUGUUGGCAGGAAUCCAUGCUACAAAGGAUAUGACUACUAUGAUGUUAGCAUGUUUGAGGCUGACCUUGGAGCAGUUCUAGCCUAUCAAGAAUGUGAAAUCAGCAAUGCCAUACAUAGUACUCUUCAGAUCAUGGAGGCUCCACCUGGUACUGGACUUCCAGCCAUUGGGCUCUUUCAGAAUUACCCUACCAGUGACAAGUUUGAAAAGGAGACUAGGGUGUCACUUUUUGGUGCUUUGGUUCACAGUCGUACAAAUGAUAUGGAAAUCAAACUGGAUCUUCCACCGGUACCGGAUAGUGCUGACCUCUCUGGACUUGCCAUUAAAGUUCCUCAGAGUAUUGACCAGUCUGAAGAUGAAGGAUUCCAGUCAGCAUCAAACAUGACCCCAGAUUCUCAGUCUGAGCCUAGUGUAACUCCUGAUAUUGAUCUAUGGGAAGCAGUGCUCACGUAUGGACAGAAUAAACGGCGGUGCUGGGAAAGGAUAGGCUGCCCUCCUGGUAAGAGAGAAGACCCCUACCUUACAGAGGCCGGUAGAGAAGCAUAUGACAGAUUGUACAAACUUCAUGAGGCUGCCCUACAGAUCCUCAAUCCCACCAUUUUACCACCCCCACAACUUGUUAUGGUUAACGAGUCUGAGUUGGUGAAGGAUGUUCUGAAUGCUCUCAUCGGUGUGGUAUCUUCUACAUUUUCCUUUAAUCUACUUCUACAAGCCUUUGUAGUUAAACAAGGAAUAUAUAUAUCAGGGACAUCUCCUGAGAACAUCGGUAAUCUCUUGUCACAAAUCGGUGAAUGUGGAACCUAUUAUACCAGACUGAGUCGGUUUUCACUACAGACGGUUUUGGAUUCAUCAAACAGUAAAGGACUGGUUUUCCAGGCUUUUACAAGUGGCCUAAGGAAAUAUCUGCACUAUUACAGGGCAUGUGUUUUAUCAACACCUGGAUCUUUAACCCUUCUAACUAUCGGCUUUCUGUUCAGGAAACUAGGACGUCAGUUAAGAUACUUAGCUGAACUCUGCUGCAUUGGGACUAUUAACACUGGAGCAAACAGAGGAUGUAACACUUCAUUUCCAACUGGUGUUAAACUACUUUCAUAUUUGUACAAAGAAGCACUUGAAAACAGUAGUAAUGAAAAUUAUCCAGUCUUGUUGUCUUUAUUAAAAACUAGCUGUGAACCAUACACAAGGUUUGUCUAUGACUGGGUAUACAGUGGUGUUUUCAGGGAUGUUUGUGGUGAAUUCAUGAUUCAGGUGAAUCAAGAUUUCCUUGGAUUUCGAGAUAAACGUUACUGGACUCAUGGAUACGUUUUAAUAUCAAAGGAUGUAGAAGACUGUGUGCCUGUUUUUUUGAAACAUUUAGCAAAUGAAAUAUAUAUUUGUGGGAAAACUAUAAACCUGUUGAAAUUGUGCUGCCCCAAGCAUUACAUUUGCUGGUCUGAUAUUCCUGUCCCUAGAAUAUCCGUAACCUUCUCAUUGGAGGAGCUUAAGGAAAUGGAGAAAGAUUGCGCUGUCUACGUAGCGCGAAUGGAGAGAAUUGCACGUUACAGCAGUAUCAGCAAAGAACAGAAGGCUUUACAGACAGAAAUCGCAAAGCAGGAAUUAAUUGAUCAAGCCAGAGAAACAGCAGAAAAAUCUAUGGAAAACUUUAAAGAUCGACAGUUGGGAGAAAAGAUUUUACAGGAUAAAAAAAAGCGUGAGCUAUUUCAGAAACUCAAAGAACAAUAUGAAAAGGAUAAAGAGCGACGCAUUACAGCCAAACAAGAGGAGGUUGAAGAUGAUUUCAGCUAUAUCAGAGAACUUCGUGAUCGUGAGAAAAGGUUAAAGGCUUUAGAGGAAGAACUGGAAUCAAGAGCAAGAAAAGAGAUUAUUGAACAUUAUAGUAGGUUGUCUGAUGAAGCCACUCGCAAAGAACAGAGAGCCCUGUGGAAAGUUCAGCGACAUAAGCUUGAAACUGCAAGGCUGAUUUUUUUUUCCAACGAUGAGAAGCAUAUACAGGAUUUGCUGGUUCAGUUUCCAAUGGACAGAUCCAGGGAAAAACUGGAAAUUUUACCAGUUGCUGAAACACUGCACUGUACAGAAUCCUCUACAAUUGAUCUUCCAAAAGAGCUUCCAGCUACUGGACCCCACCUUUUAACAAACGAGGAUCUAAAUAAAGAAGCUAAAGUUGAAAAUCUUAUUUCACUUAAUGAAAGUUUUACCUUAGAUUCAGAAACUAGAACUGGAGAAUGUAAUGUUUCUUCAAAUUCCUCACCUAAGUACAAUAUAUGCUUGAUGGAUGUAGACAUUGCAGAUUUUUUACCAAUGUCACCCAGCAGAGUGACGGAAGUUAAACAUAUAUUAGAUCAGUCGCUAGUGGAUGAUGCAUUGAAAGAUAUUGGUUCGGAUCUUAACAAAAAUACAAAGGAAACUAUAAGCCUGUCUGUUUUGGAGACAAAUAAACAAGAAGAUAACUGUAAAAAUGAAUAUGAUUUUAAUACAGUAAUCAAACCCAUACCCUUUAACCAUGUUUCACAAGGACACAUAGAAAUUGGAGAAAAUCUGUCUAACCAACAGUCUGCAAGACCUAAGUGGAAUAUCCAUGGACAUGCUUCAGAUGCAAAUAUUAAAAUUGGUGGUUAUGUGUCUGAUGUUAGAGAUUUGCAAUCAAAGUUAAACCAGCACGGCCAUUCUUCUGAUUCACACAUAAAUAUUGGUGAAUACAUGUCCAAUGUGGAAUCUUGUCAGCCCCUAUUAAAUGUACAUGGCCAUGUCUCUACAGGUCAUAUAAAAGUUGGGGAAUUUAUAUCUGAUGUGAUGCCUUCAAUUCCCAAGCAGAAUAUUCAUGGACAUGCAUCCAAUGCCAACAUAAAAAUUGGUGAAAAUAUGUCCGAUGUCAAACCUUCAAGAUCCAGAUGGAACAUUCAUGGACAUGCAUCUGAUGCUAACAUUAAAAUAGGAGAGAAUGUUUCUGAAGUUGUACCAACACGACCUCGGUGGAAUAUCCAUGGACAUGCUUCACAUUCCCAUAUAAAAAUCGGUGAACUUGUUUCUGAUGUUGAGCCAUUAAAACCUCGCUCCAGCACGUUUGGCCACGCGUCUGACUCAAAUAUUAAAAUUGGCGACUGGUCACCCUCUGUAGACAGUAAUGCAGCAUCAAAUCAGAAGUCAGAAUGUCAACAUGUAUCCGACUCUACAGUUCAAGAUUUCUUAUAUGGUGAAAGAUCAGGCUCUAACAAAGCACUUAACAUAGAGGAAAAGCUAGAAGUAGUAAAAGAAACGCCUUCUGAGAGCCCAGAGUCUGACGUUGUGACAGUUGUAUCAACUUGUUUUAAUGAUGGUGAACAUGUGGAUACAGAUGAUGAGACCAAGGAGGUUGCAUCCAGUAUGCCUCAGAAUGCUCAGAGUGAAGGCGAACACUCUAGUAAUAUAGUGCCAAGCUCGUUAUGCCUAUAUGAUAAACAGAAUCCCUCAGAAAAAGGAGAUGAUAACAGUGCUGUUGACUCAUGGAAGAAAGAGCAGAACUAUCUACAGGCGUUGGCAGACAAGUAUUGCCUUGAAAAAUACCAGGACAGUUAUGAGUUGAUGUCAGAGCCUCCUGUCCUCCAUAUUCUUAGCCAUGUGGUGCCAGGGCAGUUUUCCUUCCCACUGGAUCCUGACAUGCAUCAAGCCACUGAUGAAACUGCAGUACAGCUCAUUGAACUCCUUUCCUUGCCGGUGCUAAUGAAAUAUUCAGUUACUGCCCCCAUGGUAUCCCAUGUUUCCCUUGUAAAUAAAGCAAUUGUGGAUUACUACUUUGUGGAACUGAAAAUGGAAAAACAUUUUGAAGCAAUAAGGCAUUUUCUUCUGAUGGAAGAUGGGGAGUUUGCACAAUCACUAAGUGACCUGCUGUUUGAAAAGCUUGGAUCAGGGCAGGCACCUACUGAGUUAUUAAAUCCGCUGGUACUCAAUUCCAUAUUGAACAAAUCUCUGCAGUACAGUUUGCACGGGGACUCUAAUCUUGCUUCCAAUCUCUCAUUUGCACUGAAGUACCUUCCAGAAGUAUUCACUGCCACUGCCCCUGAUACAUUAAGCUGUUUAGAGCUAAAGUAUAAGGUUGAUUGGCCGUUGAACAUAGUCAUAACAGAAUCCUGUGUGAAUAAGUACAACAAAAUAUUCUCCUUUCUACUACAGCUGAAACAUAUGGUGUGGACCUUAAGAGAUGUUUGGUUUCAUUUAAAAAGAACUGCCUUGGUGAACCAAGCAUCAAACUCUGUCCAGUAUCGUCAGCUCCAGCUUUACCGACAUGAAAUGCAGCACUUCGUGAAGGUUAUACAGGGUUAUAUUGCUAACCAAAUUUUGCAUGUUACCUGGUGUGAAUUCAGAAAUAAGCUGUGCACUGUUAGCAACCUGGAAGAGAUUCACAGGACACAUGCAGAAUACCUAAGCAAGGCACUAUUUAGGGGUCUUCUAACCGAAAAAGCUGCCCCUUUAAUGAACAUUAUCCACAGUAUCUUUAGUCUAAUUUUGAAGUUCCGGAUUCAGUUAAUCUCACAACCAUGGACGUGUGACACAGAGAAACAGACAGCAAACCAUCCCAAUUUUGGGUUGAUGCAGCAAUCCUAUAAUACUUUUAAGUAUUAUUCUGACUUUCUUUUUGAAGUUGUUACCAAGCUUGUAAACAGAGGAUAUCAACCACAUCUGGAAGAUUUCUUGUUACGGAUCAACUUUAACAAUUACUACAAAGACAGCUAAAGAGAAUAACAAUUCAACCCACGAUGAUUUCAUCGCAUGUCCUUAUAGAUUUAUUAUCCCUCAAGACUCUAUUGUAAAUACAUCUGCAAAUAAAAAUGUGUAAUAUGAAUGUGUGCAAAACAACAUUAAAAUAUAUACUUUUGAUAUAUUUUUAAAAA